CCUAAAUUUAACGCAAUCCCUAACAACUCACGCAAAAAAAAUGGCCGAAGAACUCGAUUUCAUCAACAACAACAAUACUGAUGAAGAAGACAGAUUAAGCUCUCUCCCAGAUUCUCUUUUGAUCGAAAUUCUCUCUCUCCUCCCUUUUAAAUCCGCCACCGCAACAUCCGCCUUAUCCCGACGUUGGGUCCCACUUUGGACCCACCUUCCCCACCUUAUUAUCGGCGGUUUCGACGACCCUUUACAUACCACCAGCGCUGAAAGAUUCUUCACCACCGUAAAUCACAUCUUGUCGCAACUCAUAUCCCCGCAAAACCACACUUUCUAUCUCCAUUAUUAUCACCCUAUUUCAGAUGCUCUUGAAUUUCAACUUUGUUCUGCUCUUUUUACUUCAUGGGUUCCUCUUAUUUGCGCCCGAAAUGCUGUCAAAUUCGAGGUAUGCUUAGAUUCGUUGGAAUUUUGUGGGCAUUCCAUUAUUUUACCAACUUGUGUUUUUCAAACACCAUCACUUGUACACCUCAAAUUGCGCGGUUCUUUUCACUGCAAGCUACCUGAAACUGGUAUUGUUAAUCUUCCUAAUUUGAAAAAGCUUUCUUUGUGUGGUGUUAACUUUGACACUCUAGGGUUGACAACGUUGUUUAAGUGUUGCCCACUUUUGGAGAAUUUGUUCUUGGAGUUAAACUUGAUGGAGGAUGAAGUUAUAGAAAUCUCAGCUCAUAAUUUGAAGUAUUUGAGUAUUCAUUUGCUUGGAUCAUCGACUGCGAGCCGUUUUAUGAUUGAUGUGCCUUUGUUGGAAGAGAUUGCGGUACAUGAUUCUGGUGCGUUUUAUAACUUUGUCAAGAAGCCAUGUAUGUUAAGGAAAGCAUGUAUUGAGUGGCCUUUUCGUUAUAGAGAAGGGAAUGAUUAUCUUGUUCAAAUUCUGGAGCUUUUUCGAGGAAUUUCGAGUGUUAGAUCCAUUCACCUACUGAAUAGUUUUCCUAUACUUUAUAUCAUUCAGCAUAUAGAUGGAAAUAUUUGGUCACUCUUUCAUAAUCUGACCGAUCUUAGAUUGGGUGUUCCUAACGAACGUAUGAAUUGGGGUACCUCAAUACCCUCAGCAUUGUUACCUAAGCUCAAGAGGAUACGUAUAUCCGGAAUUGAUGGGGAUAGAAACGAUGUUAGGUCGUUGAAAUAUGUUCUAAGUAAUGCAGAUGUUUUGGAGCAUCUUAACCUAUUUUUUGUUUUCGACUCGAACAAUAGCCCCGAACAGAGACUAUGGGAGGAAUAUAAGUUCUGCAGGUAUUUGUUCAGGCUUUCGAGGAGCUCUCAAAGUUGCAAGAUUGAGUUUAAUGGUUGUCAUAUUCACACAUUUACUAAUGGGUCUCAAAGGGUAUUAGGUCAUUCUCAAAUUAAUUGGUUAAAAUCUUCCAUGUGGCUUGACUCUGAAGAGGACCACGAAUGAACGGUAGGUUCAUGACUCAUCAUUCUUGAAUAUAUCAAGAAGAUUGACUACAUUUUUAUUGAUGCUUUUGAUUUGGCUUAGGCUUUUAUAGUUUAAUUUCUCAGCAAGUUGCUUUUCAGUACUGCUAAAUAAGUAAAUAACAUGUUUAACUUUCAGAUA
This is a messenger RNA of Beta vulgaris subsp. vulgaris (sugar beet), 1600 nucleotides long. RefSeq names its product FBD-associated F-box protein At5g60610-like. Gene Ontology annotation, molecular function: protein binding. The transcript has a single exon. The record is from RefSeq and is a predicted model, not a curated record. NCBI's taxonomy places the organism in Eukaryota, Viridiplantae, Streptophyta, Magnoliopsida, Caryophyllales, Amaranthaceae. The coding region runs from base 41 to 1441 and encodes 466 amino acids.